UCNACGAAAAGCGCGGUCAUGCUAGACGGAGAACUGUCAAAAUUCUUCGACAUUGAGCAGGGGGUCCCACAAGGUUGCACGCUGUCCCCAACAUUGUUCCAGGUGUUCAUCAACGAUCUGUUGGAAGUCGUAGAGGCAGUCCGGAAGGGAGUAAAAGUAGGGGACACGGAAACGUCGGUUUCAGGAAUGCUGUUUGCGGAUGAUUUUGUCGGUAUGUCGGACACCCCGAGGGACUGCAACUGCACAUUGGCGCGGCGCAACAAGUUUACUGAUAAGUGGAGAUUGUCUGCCAACGUUCAGAAGAGUGCCGUCAUGGUAUGCAACGAGAACAAGGAGGAACCAAACAUAGAUGGAAGUGGGGGAUCGAGGAGAUUGCAGUAGUGGACCAGUACACAUACCUGGGAGUAGAGAUCGCAAAAGACUGCUCGUGGAAUGCACACAUGUCCAAGGUAGCGGAAAAGGGCAAAGCACGAGCAGGGAAGCUGCACCCAAUACUCGCAAACCGGCACCUCGAUACACGCAUCAAAUUGACGGUUUUGAAGAGCGUAAUCGUACCGCCGCUAGAGUACGCCGGAGAAGUGUAGGAAGGAAAUGAGAAGGUAGUGAAAGAAGUCGAGGCGGCGCAGAUGGAAGCAGCGAAAACCAUCCUAGGAUGCUCCAGGCGCACAAGUAAUGCAGCCGUGAGGGCAGAAUUGGGGAUCCAAUCCCUACGGUCGGGAAGAGACGCGAGGAAGCUGACAUGGCAGUAUCGCAUGUGCGGGAUGGGAAAAGAGAGGUUGCCGAGAAUCAAUUGUAUGGGAGGCGAAGUUGGCAAACAAGAAGAGGGGUAGGCAACCCACGGAAUGGGUCAAGGUUGUAGAGGACGUAUGGAAGGGGCUCGACAUCGACGAAGAUGAAACGCUGGAAACGGAGGGUCUAAAGGAGUUCAAGGAGAAGAUAUCUGUUGCUUGUGCCGAGAGAGAAGAACAGCAUCUAAAGAAAGGAACCAAGGAUAAGGAGGGUUUAGAAGUGUACGGAAUGUUGAAGGAAGGAAUAGGGUUCAAGGAUUACCUACAUGGACCAAUGGAUGCAGGAACAAAGCUUAAGGUCAAAUUCAGGACCGGGGACAUGGGCCUUCGAGAACGUAGACGAAGAGAUAGGACGGUAGACGAGGGAGACGACGAGUUCAAAUGUGAUUGUNGAAGAUAUCUGUUGCUUGUGCCGAGAGAGAAGAACAGCAUCUAAAGAAAGGAACCAAGGAUAAGGAGGGUCUAGAAGUGUACGGAAUGUUGAAGGAAGGAAUAGGGUUCAAGGACUACCUACAUGGACCAAUGGAUGCAGGAACAAAGCUUAAGGUCAAAUUCAGGACCGNGGACGGUAGCUGUACUGGGGCAUAGGAGGUGGGUUGAAAAGGCGGGAAGAGAUAUCGUUAGGAUAGACAGACUAGGGAAGACAUUCUGGAGCCACCUUUGGCAAAGUAGAAAGGGACGAUUGGCCAUCGGUGAUCGGCCCUGUGGGAACAAUGCUCCGUCCUCUCGAGGACGCGUGGUCAAUGGUCUAACCGCUAAGGCAUGCAAAACAUAAGAGUAUGCCCCC
This is a messenger RNA of Ectocarpus sp. CCAP 1310/34, 1575 nucleotides long. The record is from the annotation of a GenBank genome assembly. NCBI's taxonomy places the organism in Eukaryota, Phaeophyceae, Ectocarpales, Ectocarpaceae.